AUGGAGAUACAGAAAGAAGCUGAGCUCUGUUUUCCACAACUCCUCAACAGUUCCUGCAGGAAGCCGACACUUCACUGGUCCAAAGCUGUGCUCCUGAACAUUGUGCUGUCCUUCAUCUCUCUGAUCACUGUUGUUCUCAACUUGCUGGUCAUCAUCUCGGUCUCUUAUUUCAGGCAGCUCCACACACCCAGUAACAUCCUCCUCCUCUCUCUGGCUGUCUCAGACGUUCUUGUGGGUCUCCUGUUGAUGCCAGCAGAAAUUUUUAGAAACACAGCUUGCUGGGUACUUGGCAAUUUCAUGUGUUCACUUUAUAUAUAUCUGGGGUACAUUGUUGUCACUUCUUCAAUAGGAAACAUUGUCCUCAUAUCAAUGGACCGCUAUGUAGCUAUUUGUGACCCUCUGCAUUACCCCACCAGAAUCACUGUGGUGAGAGUCAAACUCAGUGCUUAUCUGUGUUGGUUUUAUUCAGUUUUCUACAGCAGUCUUUAUACGAAAGACAUUCUGAUUGAACCAGGCAGGUAUAAUUCCUGCUAUGGAGAGUGUGUGUUUUUCAGCAGUGAUAUUGCUGGAACUGUUGACCUUGUUUUAUCUUUUAUUGUUCCAGUUUCUGUCAUCAUAGUUCUGUAUAUGAGAGUGUUUGUGGUGGCUGUGUCUCAGGCUCGUGCCAUGCGCUCUCAUGUUACAGCUGUCACACUUCAGCUUUCACUGAAUCAAACAAACAGAUCUGAGCUGAAAGCAGCCAGGACUCUUGGGGUUCUUGUAGUUGUGUUUCUAGCAAGUUUCUGUCCAUUUUACUGCUACUUUCUUCUUGUAAAAGAUAUGGUCAAUGAUCCAUCUGCAUCUACUGUGGUCAUUGUGUAUUACUUUAACUCUUGUCUAAACCCUUUGAUCUAUACCCUCUUUUACCCCUGGUUUAGAAAUGCUGUUAAACUUAUCAUCACCCUGCAGAUAUUCAAGCAUGACACAGCUAAGGCAAAUAUAUUAUAG
Messenger RNA from Archocentrus centrarchus (flier cichlid), 987 nucleotides. RefSeq names its product trace amine-associated receptor 13c-like. Gene Ontology annotation, molecular function: trace-amine receptor activity. NCBI's taxonomy places the organism in Eukaryota, Metazoa, Chordata, Actinopteri, Cichliformes, Cichlidae. Gene Ontology annotation, biological process: G protein-coupled receptor signaling pathway. The transcript has 2 exons. Gene Ontology annotation, cellular component: membrane. The coding region runs from base 1 to 987 and encodes 328 amino acids. The record is from RefSeq and is a predicted model, not a curated record.